CAAACAACAACAAUGUUGUCAAUAUUUUGGGCAUUGGCAUUGUCAUUAUUAGCAUGCCAAAGCUACCACCCUAUAACCUUAACCAAUGCCCAAGCACCUUCAAAGUUACCAACUUCAACUUCAACUCCAAAAUCACCAAAUGGACCUUCUAAAUCACCAAUUACAAACACACACACACAUCCAAAUGGACCUUCUAAUAAUUCACCAAUUACAAACACAUAUUCAAAUGGUGCACCUUCUAAAUUGCCAAGUGCAACUUCUCCAACUUCUUCUUCUAAUACACCAAAGGUGGUAGCAUCAUCCCCAUCUACUAGCAAAACACCAAUCACAACCACAUCUUCAUCACCAACCAAAUUGCCAAAUUCACCACUUCCUAAGGCCAAUUCUCCAACAACUUCUACUACUAUUACCACUUCUUCCCCCUUCAAACAACCACAACCAAUUCAUAAUCCCAAGCCCACAUCACCAACCUCUUCUACUACUACUUCUUCCCCUUUGAAACAACCUCAACAACCAAUUCCCAAGGCUACUUCUUCUCCUUUGAAACAACCUCAACAACAAAUUCCUAAGGCCACUUCCCCUUUGCUUCAACCCCAACCAAUUCCAAAGGCCACUUCACCAAUCUCUUCACCAACUCCUAAGGUAAUACCCACACGUCCAACAUCUUCUGCUCCUAUCAAACCGCCCCUGGUUCCUUUUGUUCCGGUUAAACCACGACCAAUCCCUAUUGCUCCAAUUAAACCACUACUACCAGUACCCAUUGCUCCUAUUAAACCCCCACCAAUUCCCAUUGCCCCGAUUAAACCACCUCCGAUUAAACCGCCUCCGAUUCCUGUCGCACCGGUUGAACCACCCCCAAUUCCAAUUGCCCCAAUUAAACCACCACCUAUUAAACCUCCACCAAUUCCAAUUGCUCCAAUUAAGCCACCACCAAUUAAACCACCACCAGUUAAACCACCACCAAUUCCUAUUGCACCCGUUGAACCGCCACCAAUUCCAAUUGCUCCAAUUAAACCAAUUUCAAUUACGCCAAUUAAACCACCACCGGUUAAACCACCACCAAUUAAACCACCACCGGUUCCAAUUGCUCCAAUUAAACCACCACCAAUUCCAAUUGCUCCUACUAAACCACCAGCAAUAGCACCAAAAGCACCCGCACCAAAGAUCCCACCACCACAUCCACCUAAAAAAGCACCAAUUGUACCACCACCACUGCCACUUCCACCAACACCAUUAUCAACAGCACCAGCACCAGCACCACCUAAACACAAGAAGAAGGUACCAGUAGUAUCACCGGUGCCUUCUCCAGCAAGUAACACUCCUACACCUUCACCAUUGCCAUACACCCCAGCACCUUCCCCUGAUGACUAUGCUCCUCAACCUCCACCACCACACAGGCAUAGAAGAAGGAGACACAAGCACAAACACAUCAAGCAUCACCAUCCACAAUCUUCUUCUUCCUUUGAUCUUGCUCCAGAACCAUCAUCAUCAUCAAUCAUUAGAAAGAGUCCACCCGCACCAUUAGUUGAUGAUACUACUCCCAUUGAUACUCAAGACACACCAUCCCCUGCUCCAAGUGCAAAUGGGAACGGUGAAUCAUCAUACAAUGAUCAAGUGAGAAAGAUGUUGGCAAGUGUUGGAUUUGCUAUUGUCAUUUUGUUUUGUCUCAAUUGAUAAUAUGUUGCUUCAAUCUCUAAGGAGCUCCAUCUUUGCUUUGCAAAUUAAAUAUAAAAAGAAUGAAAAUGAUUUGCUAUAUGUAUGAUACUCAAUAAUAUGAAGCUAUACAUAUAAUUUAUUUAUUUUUCUUUGUUCUUUGAUUUAUGUAUUGUCAUAUUUUUCUCACAAUUAUUACUGAAUAUAU
Arachis stenosperma is the source of this 1861-nucleotide messenger RNA. RefSeq names its product proline-rich extensin-like protein EPR1. The record is from RefSeq and is a predicted model, not a curated record. Bases 13 to 1674 code for a protein of 553 amino acids. Lineage: Eukaryota; Viridiplantae; Streptophyta; Magnoliopsida; Fabales; Fabaceae. The transcript is spliced from 2 exons.